Molecule: messenger RNA, 965 nt
Organism: Homalodisca vitripennis (glassy-winged sharpshooter)
Lineage: Eukaryota; Metazoa; Arthropoda; Insecta; Hemiptera; Cicadellidae
Product: exosome complex component CSL4-like
Exons: 6
Coding region: 306-893 (195 amino acids)
Biological process (GO): RNA processing
Cellular component (GO): cytoplasm; nuclear exosome (RNase complex)
Molecular function (GO): RNA binding
Source: RefSeq, a predicted model, not a curated record
AUGUCCGUCGUGAUGGUAAGAUGGGCUCAGGACAAUAUAACCAAGCUACUAUAUGAAUGGUUUAAUAGUCUUUGGCGAUGGCGAAUGGGUUGGAUGGAUGUAUUGAGAUGGAAAUGGACAACAUAACCUCAAUAGAUCAAAACAAACUCAACAACAUUUAGAAGUGCGGAGUAGUUGAGGUUAUCUUAAUUUCCAUCCUGCUGGUACUUUUAUUGUUCAUAUUAUUUUUACUAAAUAGACUGUGAAGGGGUUUACUUUGAUGUAAUCAUACUAAUUCGAAGUAUUGCAAUUUUAAUAUCUGUGUAAUGGAAGGCAAAGAUCUUAUUUGUAUACCAGGUCAGCGGCUCUGUUUAGCAGACAGCACACAUUCUGUCGGCUCCGGCACAUAUGAGCGCCAAGGAUACAUUUACUCUUCACAAACCGGUGUUGUCCAUGUUAUCAAGCAAGAGAAGGGAAACAUCAUUGAAGUAAGAAGUAUCAAUGAUCAAAGUAUAGUGCCCGCUCCAGGAAAUAUUGUAACAGCCAAAGUGAUGGUUGUCAAUCAGAGGUUUGCCAAGUGCCUAAUCACUUGUAUUGGAGACACUGUCUUGACGAGGCCUUAUCGAGGCAUACUGCGGAAGGAGGAUGUCCGCAGCUUUGAGAAGGACCGAGUGGAAAUGUACAAGUGCUAUCGACCUGGUGAUAUCAUCCUGGCAAGAAUUUUACCGAUUUCAGAAAUGCACACUUACCAACUGACGACAGCUGAGAAUGAGUUGGGUGUUGUUAUAGCAUAUAGUGAAGCAGGUGUAGCAUUAAUCCCUAUAAGCUGGACUUGUAUGCAGUGUCCUAAGACUUACAACAAAGAAGAGAGGAAAGUUGCCAAAGUAGUUCCUGAAAAAAUUAUCCUUGAUUAAAUUGACCAUGGAACCAAUUUAUAAAUUUAAUUUUUGUACACAAUUUAAAUAAACUAAGCAAUUUUAAUAACA